CAAAGCAAAGAGGCCAGGAACAAACGUGUCUUGGGUUGCAGUCCACAGAAGAAGCAAAAGCAUUCCAAAUCAUCUUCUAAGAAACAUGCAAAAAGCCAAAGUUAGGAAAAUCAGCACAGAAACCUUCACUUCUAUGUUACCCAAAGAGCGAAAAGAUCAGCUCUGUGACUCACUAGGAGAUGUGGAUCUGACUCUUCUCUAUAAGGCUUCCGUUCAUGGAUAUAAAGCUUCUGCAUUUCAUCAGAGAUGUGACCACCAGGGUCCAACUAUACUAGUAGCCUACAAUCGUUCUGGCUACAUAUUCGGUGGAUACACUAGUGUAGAUUACACUCAAAGUGGCCGGGAAAUUAAAGAUGAUGAGGCUUUCCUGUUCAGCUUUCACGGUGGAAACUCUAGCUUCAUUAAGGUUAACAGUGGAUAUAAUGCACGUUAUGAUGAUAGUGGAGCACCUAACUUUGGCCAUCAGUUAUACUUUUGCUACAACAAUCAAUCAUGUGUCCUUUAUAAAGGAGAAACAAGUUCUUUCAACAUUAAUACCUCAUCAGUGUAUGGCAAUGACACUCAGUUGGUGGAAUGUGAGGUGUACAAAGUUGAGCAGGAUCCCCAAGUGAGUGUUGAAGAGAAACCAUGGCGGAAAGUUCUGUGGACGGCUGAACGAAAAGCAGAGCUCAUGGGGUUAAUCAGAAGUCAUAAACCCCUGAUUUCAUCUGCGAGUCGGGUCAGAAUCCUAAUGAUUGGUCCUGUUGGUGCUGGAAAAUCCAGUUUCUUCAACUCCAUCAACUCCAUCUUUACUGGUCAUGUGACCAGCAAAGCCAUGUCAGGAUCUGCAGGCACCAGUCUAACUGUACAGUUUCGCACUUACCCAAUAAAUGACGGUCGUGAAGGAAAGCCAUUGCCAUUUGUGUUGUGUGACACCAUGGGCCUCGAGGAGCAAUCAGGAGCAGGACUGGACAUUGAGGACAUCAGCAGCAUUCUUCAAGGACACAUACCAGACCGCUACAAAUUCAACCCUGCAGCACCAUUUCAACCUGAUGAGCAAAAGUCCUCCAGACCUGCGUCUCUACAGGAGAAGAUCCACUGUGUGGUGUACGUGAUCGACGCCACCAAAAUCUCCCUCAUGUCUGAGAAACUAGAGGAAAAACUGUCUGCCAUACGCAGAAAAGUCAACUCACUGGGCAUUGCACAGAUUGUCUUGAUGACAAAAGUUGAUGAAGCUUGUCCUCUAGUGGAUGAAGACCUUGAAAAUGUUUAUCUUAGUUCCUACAUCAAGACGAAAGUGCAGGAGGUGAGCUCUCGGUUGGGUGUGCCGGUGUCUUGUGUUUUACCGGUGAAGAACUACAGUCAGGAGCUAGAGCUGGAGCUCAACUGUGACGUCCUGCUUCUCACCGCUCUACAGCAGAUGCUUCGUUUUGCAGAUGAUUAUUUCGAUGAUAUACAACAACCUGUGGAGGGCAAGCCUGUCUGAAGCUUUUUCUCAUUUCUUGUGGCUGAACUGCAAAAAGGUCCAAUUAAAAGAUAUGCAAAUCAUUUACACAGCAUAAAAGCGGCUAAAUACAAAUGUACUUAAAUUGCAUGAAAGUUUGACAUUUCAAUAAAACCUUAUCAUUCACAUUC
Messenger RNA from Danio rerio (zebrafish), 1614 nucleotides. The record is from RefSeq and is a predicted model, not a curated record. Lineage: Eukaryota; Metazoa; Chordata; Actinopteri; Cypriniformes; Danionidae.